This is a messenger RNA of Hemibagrus wyckioides, 2580 nucleotides long. RefSeq names its product vasoactive intestinal peptide receptor 1a (gene vipr1a). Gene Ontology annotation, molecular function: G protein-coupled peptide receptor activity; vasoactive intestinal polypeptide receptor activity; peptide hormone binding. The record is from RefSeq and is a predicted model, not a curated record. Lineage: Eukaryota; Metazoa; Chordata; Actinopteri; Siluriformes; Bagridae. Gene Ontology annotation, cellular component: plasma membrane. Bases 154 to 1479 code for a protein of 441 amino acids. Gene Ontology annotation, biological process: cell surface receptor signaling pathway; adenylate cyclase-modulating G protein-coupled receptor signaling pathway. The transcript is spliced from 13 exons.
AGCGGCUCUCAGUGUGAAGGCUGCGCACGCGGACGAUCCGGUUUAGGGUCACGAGCGGAGUUUACACUGCGGGGCUCCGGUGCGGGGGCUGAAGUUUAUUUUAUUGUUAUUAUUUCACACAAAGAAAAAAACCCCACAGAUCUAAAUGAGACAAUGGAGGUGUUCAGGAGAACGCUCGUGCUGUGUUUGACCUGUUCACUCGGACCGAUGUUAUCGGUGGAGAUGUGCGACAUCAGGAUAGACCUGGAGAUGGAGAGAGAUGAGUGCUUGGCCAAGCUGCAAAAUGUCACAUCAGGCUGCAGCGGUGAGUGGGAUUUUGCGUGUUGGCCGUCGGCGUCUGUUGGACAACUGGUCACCAUCCCCUGCCCCAAAUACUUUACUCAUGUCAGUGACCGGGAAGGUAAUAUAUCAAGGUUAUGCACAGAGGAGGGAUGGAUGAACAUUGACCCUACCGUGAGCGCUCAGAACUGCGGCUACAGCCUCAACAUCACCGAAGUGGAGGAUUUCUCUCACGGUGAAUUCCUCCGCUCGGUGAGGAUCGGGUACACCAUCGGCCACGCUGUGUCUCUGACGUCCCUCGUCAUCGCCAUCUUUAUUUUGUGCUUUUUCAGGAAACUCCACUGUACGAGGAACUUCAUCCACAUUCACCUCUUCCUGUCAUUCAUCCUGAAGGCCAUUGCGGUGAUAAUGAAGGACGUGGCGCUCUAUGAGGUGGAUCCGGAUGAGUGCAUUCCUGGUUCUGUAGGCUGCAAGGCUGCCAUGGUCUUCUUCCAGUACGGCGUCAUGGCCAGCUUCUUCUGGCUGCUGGUGGAGGGCCUCUACUUACAUGCACUCCUCGCCGUCUCCUUCUUCUCCCACAGGAAGUACUUCUGGUGGUACAUCCUGAUUGGCUGGGGAGUCCCAGCACUCUUCAUCACCACAUGGAGCAUUACUAAAGCCUACUUGCAUGAUGUCGGAUGUUGGGAUAUUAUUGACGACAAUCUGUGGUGGAUUAUAAAAACCCCCAUUCUGCUAAUAAUCCUGUUGAACUUCAUCCUCUUCAUAUGCAUCAUCCGGAUUCUUCGGCAGAAAAUCAACUGCAGGGACAUCGGCAGAAACGAAUCGAACCAGUACUCGAGGUUGGCGAAAUCCACUUUGCUUUUGAUUCCUCUGUUUGGAAUCAACUACAUCAUCUUCGCCUUCAUACCUCAUCAGGUGCAGUCUUACAUGCGGCUCGUGGUUGAUCUUAUCCUGGGUUCUUUUCAGGGUUUCUGCGUUGCCAUCCUGUACUGUUUCCUAAACGGAGAGGUCCAGUCUGAAAUCAAGCGGAAGUGGCGGCGGUGGCACAUGCAGAGGUUUCUGGGCACCAACACCAAAUACCACCAUCCUUCUCUGGCCAGCAACGGUAGCACCUCCAACACCCAGAUCACCAUGUUGACCAAGUGCAGCCCCACCACGCACCGCGUCUCCAGCUGCAUGGACGAAUUCUCUACCAUUUGAGAUGACUUACUGAAUGAGCUAAUAUCCAGAUAUCCCGACCUCUCCCACAGUUUUGGGCCGAGUUCAAUCCUGAACUGGUUUCCAUCAUCGCAAUGUGAACCGGCAUGGCAGUGGAAUGCAGCCGAGUUUAGACGGUCGGUGUUAAAUAGGCAUGCGGUUGAGUGCAUCCAUGAUGUGAACGCUGAUGUUCUUAGUCAUUCUAGACGCUAGCCUUUAGCGAGGGAGACUCUGUGUGUGUGUGUGUGUUGAGGGGGCAGGGAUGGGGGGGUCUUUCGUUUAUGGUUUUGGGAAAUGUCAUAAUCAGGAACAUUUUGUGACAUGCAAAUAUUAUUAAUCAGCAUCAGUUGUCAAAACCAGAGUCAGAAGAUUACAUUCUGUGAAGUAUGUCCUAUCCUGUCCUGUCCCACACACACACACACACACCCCAGGUUCGGGGCAAGGAUUUGUGAGCUGACAUUUACUGCUGUCAUCUCCUUUCAUCUCUGCCUCAUUAACACACACAAAUUGGAUCCGAUUGUCUGUUUUCAAACCCUUAAUUACCUGUGCGGUGACCUCAGAGGUGUGUAUUAGGCCUGUUUUAUUCCUGAUUAGUGCUCUCGUUAUUACUUGGAUGCACCCAGCAUGAACAAUCAGUCUUCUUGUCUGCUUUUCCUAUUUGUUAUCCUUUCCUUGUUUUAUUGUAAUUGCAGACUAUAAGGUCUGUUCCACUGACAGUCAUAAAGAAUGUUUCCUUUGAAUUCCUGUUUAUUUAUCAUGUCCGUCCACGUGUAUGUAUAUAUUCAGGGUGUUUUGUGCCUGUAAUUGUUAUUAUUAUUUUUUUUAGAUCUCUCUGUAAAUGUUGCCAUUGUACGUUUUGUAAGAUUUGUAUUGUACAUGAAGUGUUUUAUUGUGCUAUAUUAGUUCAGACAGUUUAGAAUACUCAGAUUGUUUUUAUAUUUCUACACGUAGGGACCAAAAUGUCUGUAACUGAUCAAAAAUGAUUUAUUCUGUGGAGUCUCAUGAAUGUUUACAUGCAUGCUCUGAAUACGUGUGUAGAAGAGAGCGCUUAUUUAUGUACACGAUGUUAUGCUGAGAUCGGUCGAAUAAAUAGUUUUGCAGAUA